AAGCGAGGGGAUCCGAAAAUUCGAAGCCCACUAAUGAUAAAAAGCAGCGCUUCUCGGAAGAAAAGAAUAUCAAAAGACGACACACACCACUUUGUGACUUUGUGAGGGGAAGAGGAGAGAAAAACCGAAUUGUUGAAUAUUAUUCGUCAGAGUUCGCUUUGUUUCAUUAUUGCUUUGGCUUUCAAAGAGAGGGAGUAAGACCAAAGAAAAUUCCUUUGGCUUUUGCUUUGUCUCCAAGACAUCCUUUGGGCUUCCAGGCAUUUUUUAGACUAAUUGUUUUGUUGGGUUUCAGUCAGUUUUUGUGAUUGUGGGUAGCUUUCGGUUAACGGAAUUUGAUGGUAUUCUCAUGCAAUCUUAACUAAAGAGUCGUGUUUGGAGUGAAAUUCAAAGUCCAUAUCAAAUAUUUCAAUGGAGGAAGAACCUUUUCCUGCAUGGUCAUGGUCUGUUGAACAGUGUUUAAAAGAGUACGAUGUGAAAAUUGACAAGGGUCUAAGCUCCUAUGAGGUGGAGAAGCGGCGUGAGAGGUAUGGCUGGAAUGAGCUGGCCAAGGAGAAGGGUAAGCCCUUAUGGUGGCUUGUAUUAGAACAAUUUGAUGACAUGCUAGUAAAGAUUCUUUUGGUUGCCGCCUUUAUAUCAUUUAUUCUUGCUUAUAUGCAUGGAAAUGAAACUGGGGAUUCUGGGUUUGGGGCCUAUGUGGAACCAUUUGUGAUAGUGUUGAUUUUAGUCCUUAAUGCUGUUGUUGGGGUCUGGCAAGAGAGUAAUGCUGAGAAGGCACUUGAGGCCUUGAAGGAAAUGCAAUGCGACUCUGCAAAGGUCUUAAGAGAUAGAUAUCUCAUACCAGAGUUGCCUGCCCGGGAGCUUGUGCCUGGAGAUAUAGUGGAAUUGCGGGUUGGAGAUAAAGUUCCUGCUGACAUGAGACUUGCAUAUUUGAAAACCUCGACUCUGAGAGUUGAGCAAAGCUCGUUAACUGGGGAAGCAAUGCCUGUUCUGAAAGGCACUAGUCCUAUAAUCAUGGAGGACUGUGAGUUACAAGCUAAGGAAAAUAUGGUUUUUGCUGGCACAACAGUUGGCAAUGGAAGCUGUGUUUGUAUUGUUGUUAGCACUGGAAUGAACACUGAGAUUGGGAAAAUACAAAGGCAAAUACACGAGGCUUCUUUAGAAGAAAGUGACACCCCUUUAAGGAAGAAACUGGAUGAAUUUGGAAGCAGGCUUACUACUGCAAUUGGGCUUGCUUGUCUCAUUGUGUGGGUUAUAAAUUACAAGAAUUUUCUCUCGUGGGAUGUUGAGAACGGUUGGCCCAAAAACAUCCAAUUUUCUUUUGAGAAAUGCACAUAUUAUUUUAAGAUAGCUGUUGCGCUUGCUGUAGCUGCAAUUCCAGAAGGCCUUCCCGCUGUAAUCACUACUUGUUUAGCUUUGGGAACCAGGAAAAUGGCCCAAAAGAAUGCAAUUGUGCGUAAGCUUCCAAGUGUAGAAACUUUAGGAUGUACAACUGUGAUUUGUUCAGAUAAAACUGGAACUUUGACUACAAAUCAAAUGGCCGUGACACAAUUCUUCACUAUGGGUGGGAAAACAACAUCUUGUCGGGUGUUUCAUGUUGAGGGCACGACAUAUGAUCCUAAGGAUGGUGGAAUUGUUGAUUGGACUUGCUACAAUAUGGAUGCUAACUUACAAGGCAUGGCAGAAAUUUGUGCAGUUUGCAAUGAUGCUGGUGUUUUUUCUGAUGGUCGCAUAUUCCGGGCUACAGGUUUGCCAACUGAGGCUGCGCUUAAGGUCCUGGUUGAAAAGAUGGGAGUCCCAGAUGUCAAGGCUAGGAAUAAAAUCCGUGAUGCAGAGCAUGCCGCAAAUUAUUUGAUUGACCACAGCACAGUGAAAUUAGGUUGUUGUGAGUGGUGGACAAAUAGAUCUAAGAGGGUUGCAACAUUGGAGUUUGAUCGCAUCCGAAAGUCAAUGAGCGUUAUUGUUAGAGAGUCCGCUGGACGCAAUCGACUUCUUGUGAAGGGUGCUGUUGAGAGUAUUCUGGAGCGUAGUUCAUAUGUACAACUUGCGGAUGGAUCUCUUGUUCCCUUAGAUGAAACAUGUAGGCAACAGUUGCUUUUACAAAACAUGGAUAUGAGUUCAAAGGGAUUGAGAUGCUUGGGGUUGGCAUACAAAGAUGAAUUGGGAGAGUUUUCAGACUAUUAUGCAGAAAGUCAUCCUGCUCACAAGAAAUUGCUUGAUCCAGAAAUCUACUCUUCCAUUGAAAGUGACUUAGUUUUUGUUGGUGUUGUUGGCAUUAGGGACCCACCUCGUGAGGAAGUUCAUAAAGCAAUUGAGGAUUGUAGAAGAGCUGGGAUUAAGAUUAUGGUGAUAACUGGUGAUAACAAGUCCACAGCUGAGGCUAUAUGUCGAGAAAUUAAAUUGUUUACUGAUGGGGAGGAUCUUCGAGGGAAAAGUUUUACAGGUAAAGAGUUUAUGGCUCUUUCAUCCUCACAACAAAUUGAAGUAUUGGCAAAACCGGGGGCAAAGGUUUUCUCUCGUGCUGAGCCUAGGCAUAAGCAAGAAAUUGUUAGGAUGCUGAAGGACAAUGGGGAGAUUGUUGCAAUGACUGGAGAUGGAGUAAACGAUGCUCCUGCACUUAAACUUGCGGAUAUUGGAAUUGCCAUGGGCAUUACAGGAACAGAGGUUGCCAAAGAAGCUUCGGAUAUGGUUUUGGCCGAUGAUAACUUUAGUACCAUUGUUUCAGCCGUUGCAGAGGGUCGCUCAAUCUACAAUAACAUGAAAGCCUUCAUUAGAUACAUGAUAUCGUCAAAUGUUGGAGAGGUGAUAUCCAUAUUCUUAACUGCUGCUCUGGGGAUACCAGAAUGUCUGAUACCGGUUCAGCUUUUGUGGGUGAAUUUGGUGACUGAUGGCCCGCCAGCAACUGCUCUUGGUUUUAACCCUGCUGAUGUUGAUGUAAUGCAAAAACCUCCACGCAAAAGCAAUGAUGCUUUGAUAAACUCUUGGAUUAUGUUCCGUUACAUGGUUAUUGGUUCUUAUGUGGGCAUUGCCACCGUUGGAAUCUUCAUAUUGUGGUAUACUCAAGCAUCGUUUCUCGGUAUUAAUCUUGUCAGUGAUGGGCAUACCCUUGUCGAACUAUCUCAGCUUCGGAACUGGGGUGAGUGCUCUACUUGGUCAAAUUUCACGGUGGCUCCAUUUGCAGUUGGUGGUGGGCGCAUUAUGACUUUCUCGAACCCCUGUGACUACUUUUCAACUGGGAAAGUGAAGGCAAUGACUCUAUCACUCUCUGUGUUAGUGGCUAUUGAGAUGUUCAAUUCCCUGAAUGCACUCUCCGAAGACAGCAGUUUAGUUUCGAUGCCGCCUUGGAGGAACCCUUUCCUUUUGGUUGCCAUGUCAGUCUCAUUUGGACUCCAUUGUCUCAUACUCUAUGUUCCUUUCCUGGCAGACGUGUUUGGGAUAGUUCCUUUGAGUUUGAAUGAGUGGUUGCUAGUCAUUUUGGUUUCAGCGCCAGUGGUUCUCAUUGAUGAGGUUCUUAAAUUCAUAGGGAGGACUCGAAGGCGCGCAGAUAAAGAGAAGAUGGCUUGAUUCCGGCAAACUUUAUUAUUUUUGCGCGGAAAAGCUUUAGUUGCUGACACAUUUGGGGUGACUUUUUCUAUGAAAAGAAAAUUGAAAUGUUGUUCAACUUUUAAAAGAAUAGUUAAAUUAUGGAAAUGAAAGUACAUCUUUGAAAUA
This is a messenger RNA of Tripterygium wilfordii, 3708 nucleotides long. Its product is annotated as calcium-transporting ATPase, endoplasmic reticulum-type. The record is from RefSeq and is a predicted model, not a curated record. Gene Ontology annotation, cellular component: membrane. Gene Ontology annotation, biological process: intracellular calcium ion homeostasis; calcium ion transmembrane transport. The transcript is spliced from 8 exons. The coding region runs from base 409 to 3561 and encodes 1050 amino acids. Lineage: Eukaryota; Viridiplantae; Streptophyta; Magnoliopsida; Celastrales; Celastraceae. Gene Ontology annotation, molecular function: P-type calcium transporter activity; ATP hydrolysis activity; ATP binding.